Messenger RNA from Leptidea sinapis, 5733 nucleotides. RefSeq names its product WD repeat and FYVE domain-containing protein 2 (gene Wdfy2). The transcript is spliced from 9 exons. Gene Ontology annotation, molecular function: metal ion binding; protein binding. The record is from RefSeq and is a predicted model, not a curated record. The coding region runs from base 81 to 1337 and encodes 418 amino acids. Lineage: Eukaryota; Metazoa; Arthropoda; Insecta; Lepidoptera; Pieridae.
GAUUUUGCUGUGUUUGAAGUUUGAACUUGGUAACUUUAGUGUGUACUGUGUAUUACAGUUUUCCUUUUAAUUUUUAUAAGAUGGCAGCAGAAAUUAAACCAGCUCCUAGGACACCUAAUGACCGAUUUUCUACUACUAAGAAACCGGCGUUGUUGAGUAAAUUAGAAGGUUGCACUGACGACGUUAAUGCUGCCGUUGUAAUACCUGGUGAGGAUGGAGUAAUUAGUGUUUGCGAUGAUAAAACUGUUCGAGUAUGGUUGAAAAGAGACUCCGGGCAAUAUUGGCCCAGUAUUUGUCAAUACAUGCCGUCUGGCUGUACUUCAAUGUUUUACACCCCUGAAACUAGGCAGCUUUUCAUAGGGCAAGAGAAUGGAACAAUUUCAGAGUUCACAUUAGCUCAAGAUUGCAAUCGGAUAAAUCCUACUAGGGAAUACUUAGCACAUACAGCAAGAGUAACAGCUGUAAAUUUUUCAUUGAAUUGUGAGUGGGUUUUAUCCGUAAGCAGAGACAAAAUGUUCUCAUACCACUGUAGUGAAACCGGUCGCAGAAUCGGUGGCUAUUCAUUUGAGGCCUGGUGUACAGCAUUGCAAUUUGAUUCAGAAUCAAAAUAUGCCUUCAUUGGAGAUUAUAGUGGACAAAUAACAUUGCUAAAAUUAGACAAUAAUGGGGCAGCGUUGGUUACAACAUUAAAAGGACAUACAGGUUCUGUACGAGUACUGAACUGGGCUCCAAUACCUCAACUCCUGUUCAGUGGUUCCUUUGAUCAGAUAAUCAUCGUGUGGGACAUUGGCGGACAAAAGGGCACUGCAUAUGAAUUACAAGGGCAUAGUAAUAAGGUAACGGGUCUAUGGUAUGUCGGUGGUUGCCAGCGGUUGAUAUCCUGUGGGGAGGACGGUGCUCUUGGUGUUUGGGAAAUGGGAGUGCCGAGGAAGGAGACUCCUACCUGGAAGGAGUCAGAUAUUUGUCAGCUGUGUCGAGCGCCGUUCAUAUGGAACGUUCGAGCAAUGAUGGAGAAGAAACAACUAGGGCUGCGUCAGCACCACUGCCGCUGGUGCGGCGCCGCAGUGUGCGGUGCGUGCUCGCCGCACCGUCUGCCGCUCCCUGUCAUGGGCUUCGAGUUCCCUCAGCGACUGUGCACCGUCUGCUUCGACACGCAGCGUCACGAACCGCGUGAGUCACUGGCGUCGUUUCACGAUAUGAAGCACGCGGUCGCGUCCCUGUACGUCGACGAGGCGACGGGUCGCAUGUGUACCGCCGGCAAGGACAGAGUUAUAAAGGUCUGGGAUAUAAGCGUUUUGGUGGCUCCAGCUCCGAAACCAGGCACCAGCGAUCAGUAGUCAACGGCUGAGCAGAGCGUCUUCACCACAAACUCUGGUUUGUAACCCCAGCUCUUCAGCGCACCAACAUAAUGGUCUCACUUGUCGUCAAAAGCCCGGAACAUUACAUCGUGUCAAAAUCAAAGUUCUUUAUUCAAACCUUAGUAAAUUUAUACGUCUAGAUUAGAUAAGAAUCUUUCUGCUAGACAACCGCUUAAAACAGGCCAGGUUUAUUGAAUUAAUGUACGUAAAAAGCUAUAUCUCACACUAUGUAUGUCACUUUGUGUUAGUGUGCGUGCGUUUGUCAAAAUGGAGGUUAACUGUCAAUGAAAUUUUCGAGAUUUUGACAGCUGUCAUUCUAGACGUAUAAAUGACAUAAGAUUCAAAAGUUCGUGUGAUAUUCUGUGACAUGUCCGUUUUCCCUCACAUGAUUUAUGUGUCAGCAAAUUCUGUGUUAUUACAAAAGAGUUGAAGAUUUUCUGAACACUCAUUUUAAAAAAGUUCUAUUACAAAUCUGUGUAUUUCUGUUGUUUAACGUUAAACAAUCGUUAGUCCUUACUUAUAUUUAAACACGAGUCGAAGCGUGUCUAACGGAUAGUUUAUAUUCAAGGAAGAUUUAGAUUAUAUGAUGACAGCUGACAAAAAUUCUUUCGUUUUACUUGUUCCUGGAAACAGUUUAAUAAUUCGUUAGAAUUGAAAAAACGUGGGUUACAUGUUUCUUUUAUAAAAACAUUCUUGACUCGAAAUAUUCAGUCAUGUUUGUAUGUUAUUUGCUUUAACGACGUUUUAGUUAAACACAAGUUAAACACUGUUUUGUAAUAGAAAAAGGUAAACUCCACUUUAGACAACGUUUAAAUAGUUAGACACUGUUUAACAAAACACGUGUCUGAGCCAAGUUUAAAUAUUUUUUUGUAAUAAUAAACACCGUAUGUGUUUAAUCUAUUUAUUUCCAGUUAGUCAUGUUGUUAGCUGGGUGAUAUUUGGUCGAGCAUUGCCCCAUGAAUGUUUUGAAUGUUUAGUCAUACAGCAACCAUACUAAAAUUUAGGAAGUUUUGAAGGCAUUAUAUUGUUCAAGACUAAAGAUCUUCAUUCUAAUUUUUUACUAAGUAUAUAUUAUAUUCUUAUUAAUCAAAACUCGUAUUAAAAGCUUUAAUCAUGAGAAUUGGCCCCAGUAGCCGUUGCAUCUCUUGACAUUCAUCUAAAUUUUCUUAAAUGAAUAUAUAUAGAGGAUUUUAUAAAAAAAAAUACUUUUAAUGAUAAACUUUGUAAUGUUUCAGAAAUUCUCCUUUGUUGAUAUUUUUCUUAGUGCGUUGCUGAAAAUAGAGGCUAACAGUUGGCCGCUAUUUUUAUCGUAAUGUUCACAGCUGUCACAGUCUUCUGGAUGUAUAAAUUAUCUAAGAUAUUUUUAAAUAAUAGCAUUACACUCCCGCUUGUUGACUUACAUCACAGAUUCUAAAUAUACAGGGUGUAAAAUAUCAAGGAACUCCUAAAACAGGCCAAUUGCUAUCAGAUAAUUACGAAAAUAUUUUAAAUUAAAAACAAAUCACUUGAACGAGGUAUGGCGGUUUAUAACAAGUUAUAUUUAUAUAAUUUAAAUAAAAAUAUUUCUUUUUAUUCUUUAGAAUUACUGCCACAUCAAUAUUUUUCAUGAUAUUUUGUGCACGAAAAAUAUAUUUUAUUCAAAUUUUUUAAAAGUGCUUUUUUUCUUGAAAAUUUUAAUAUUUGUAAAGCGAUGCAAGUCGGGUCAGGGCGAAUUUUAUGUAUAAGAGUGGCUGAAAAUGUUAUAUUUUUAACCAAUCCUCUACGCUUGUUUGUUAAUAUGAACUAUGACGUCACUGUCAGUGUUUACCAAAUAUAUAUAUAAUAUUUUAUAAAAAAAAAUCUUGAGUUUCUCUUUGAUGUUUAAUUUUCUUUCAUAAUUAUAUAGACACUUAAACUAUCGAAUAAAAAUAUAAUAAACACAAUUAUAUUUCCUAGCUAAAAUCGUACAUGGAACUACUGUAACUUUUUAAUACCAGUAAUAAUUUUAUUCUAAAUAUUGAAUUUAACUCUUCAAUAUAUUGAGUGCUAAGAUAUUCAGAUUGAUUUUUCUGUUUACAAUCUGUUCGUUUAAGGGAGCUAGUUGGUCACACCCUGUAUAGUGUGAUAAGUCACUGGAUGUACGGAGCGGGAGCGGACGUAGCAUUAUUAACUUGAUUAGGCGUUAGUAAAUGUUGUUAGACGAUGUUUAAUUGAUGUUUUUGGUCCAACGAGUGUAUUCAAUUCCUUGUUAUUGUCUAUGUCUAAGACUGAUGUAAUCUUCGUAUAGUCGCGUUUUAAUAGAUUUCAGCACGAUUUACAGCGAAUCCUAAUCUUGUUUGGCGAUCUUUUAUUUAGUUGUAUAUGUUACUGGGCAAGUUGUUAAUCGGGCACUAUUGAUAAUGCCCAGAAAUUGUGAAUAAUGACAAGUCAACUUAAUCAUGAAUUGUUAAUGAAACUUUAAUAUGACUGAAAUACUGAAAGUGGAUAGGCGACCUUUAGCUGGACCGCCAUUGUUCUUUGGAUGUGGGCAAAGCCUUGAGUCGGCUCCAUGUGGAGACAGGACAGAAAACACAGACGUGAAUGUUCACGUCUGUGUUUUCUGUCUUGUCAUAGGAUAAAUAUAUAGGGAAAUAUUGCUUCAUUUUAAGUUGUAGAGAACAAAAUGUCAGAUUUCGCUAAUAUUUCACCCAUGAUAAAUAUAUGAUUCGCACAUUUCGCAUAAUAGGAAGAGGUAAGGCGAUGUAAUGCAACAAGAAACUUCUUUGCUGGACCCAGGAUUUAAAAAAAUCGACAGUAUUGAAGAAUUAUGUGAUCUUUAAUCGCGUAUAAUUUAAGUUCAAUACUAAUCCUCUUGUAAUUAAAUUAUAGAAGAUCGCUACUAACAAAAUGGUUUACCAUCUCUGGCACAGUUUAUAUAUGGGAACAUUGCUGGACAAAAUCGGUAAUUUUAAUAAAUUCAUCGAAGCCAUUCCAACACUAAAGUAAUUUUGAUAUAUAUAUAUAAUAACAUAAUGAAUAAUACCAUAUUAUUGCCUAUUGAAUUGAAGAUUCUUCAAACUGGGCAAUAUUAAUAUUGCCGUAUUAACCGCUUGGUCCGUAGCAUAUACACGACGGCUUCAAGAGUCUUACGAUUAAGCUAUUGUUUAUUAGUGAUGUCGUUAGUGUCGGUACGUCGUAAGUAAUCAUAGAUCUUACAUUAUUUAAUGUUAUAAGUUGUUAUUUUAUCGUAAUAUCAAAUUAUAAUUUUGUUAUAUCGUAUGUUUCUUAUAUUUAUGUUAAGGCUAUCAAAAUGUAUUGUUUUUAUAAUUUCAUUGAAAAUGAAAAUUGCAGAAUUUUUGCCUUAAGGAAAGGUUGAGUUUUCUUUUGUCAAAUAUAAAUGGUACACAAAAUAUAUUUAAAAAAUAAUAUCAUAAAAGUACUUUAAGAAUAUUUGUCUGUGUGUCUAUAUGUAUGUCUAGGCAAAACGCAAAAACUACUGAAUAGAUUUAAUUUGAUUUUUUUAAGAUUAUUAAAAAGAGGUUAGGACAUGAUAAAGGCUACAUAUGGCACAUCCAUAAACUUUUUUUUGGUUCUUUAUAGCGUCGACGAACGAUGUCGCGGGCAGUAGCUACUCAAUCAUAAAAUAUAAUAUUUUGUGCAAAACCAAACGUAACGACUUCUGUAAUUUAGACAAAUAGAAGUGUUUCAUUUUGAUACUGAAUAUGAGGAUAUAAAUGUUUUUAUCUACACCCAUGCUUUAAAUCCUUUACUAAAGAUUCAAAAACAGUUAGCUUAUUGCCAACAUUAAAACACCCAAUGUCCUAAUAACCAUUACAUCAUCCAAACGAGUGUUGUAAUGAAGUCCAGUACAAAGUUAAAUCAUUUUUUUUUAUUUUCUAUUUCAGAAACAAACGGUUAUACAAAACUUUUAACAAUUUAUACUUAACAAUACUGAAAAAUCUAUAAUUUCCUUUAUUUUUAAACAUAAUGAACUAGAUUUGCGCUACAUAGAGGUAAUAUUAAACAAAAUUCGAUACUUGACAUAAAAAUGAAAUAUACUUAUAUAUAAAGAGAUAGAGGUUAUUAUAAUGAUACAAAUAGAUUAUAGCAUUAAAUUAACAAAUCAAGAAAGAGUUUAUAUAAAUCAUCCUUUUUUCAUAAUAACACUCCUUUGGAUGAUAUUAUGGUUACUAAGAUUGGCUUUUUUAAUGUUAGUAGUAAGCUAACUGUUUCAGAAUCUUUUAGAGUAUUCCUAUUAUAAUGGGUAUAGUUAAAGUCUUGUAUUCACAUAUUGAACCCACAUUCGUGUUUUAAUACCCCUUAUUACACAACAGUUGCAUAAAUAACGAAAAAAAUCACAAUCGCCCUUUACAGUUUCUAAAGAAGGAUUGUAAUAAAAUGAACAUUUUAUUUGAAA